This is a messenger RNA of Chroicocephalus ridibundus (black-headed gull), 2551 nucleotides long. RefSeq names its product acrosin-like. The record is from RefSeq and is a predicted model, not a curated record. Lineage: Eukaryota; Metazoa; Chordata; Aves; Charadriiformes; Laridae. Gene Ontology annotation, biological process: acrosome reaction; proteolysis. The transcript has 4 exons. The coding region runs from base 435 to 2015 and encodes 526 amino acids. Gene Ontology annotation, molecular function: serine-type endopeptidase activity.
CCCGCGGUUCUUGCAGCUGCCAGGUGCCGCUGCCAGCCAUGACUUUGCUCCUCGUCCUCGUCCUGCUGGCCCUGUGCUGGCCCGUGCACGCCACGUGGGACAGCUGUGGGUAAGUGGCCGAGGCUCGGGGAGGGAGCUCAGGCAGCCCUUAUGGGGUUCACUUGUCCCCUGUGGCCACCACCGCACAGCUUCCCCAACCCCACGUGGGAGCCUCAGAGCCUCGCCAGCCCCCAGGCCGCUGGCACAACCCGUCUGUGGGGCCAAAGCAGGAACAGGGGCGGGCGCACGCGCGCCCCAGGGGUUCCCUGGCCCUGCUGCCCACGCAGCGCCUGCUGGGGAGGGAGGACGGCUGACCCUCAGCCAGAGCAGCAGCAAGCCAUGGAGCAGCACACUCAUGCGUUUCUGGUUACAGAGCGACCUGCGGGCUGCGGCCCAUGGCUUAUCACUACGGCACGUCGCGUGUCGUGGGUGGCACGGACGCCCAGCCAGGGGCCUGGCCCUGGAUCGUCAGCAUCCAGGACCCCUGGGAAGCAGGCACGGGGCACAUCUGCGGAGGGUCCCUCAUCAGCUCGCAGUGGGUCCUCACGGCAGCCCACUGCUUCAUCAACGCCAGGGUGCCCUGUGCCAGCACCACGUGCUGCUCCCGCCCCGGUUCCUUGCCCGGUGCCUGGGCUCUCCUGGGCCGGCGCAGAGACUGCUCGGGAGAAGGCUGCGCUCGUGCCGCAUCUUCCCAGCAGCCCCCGGCUCGACAUCGCCUGCGCCCGAGGCACAUCAGCAUGUGGCGCGUGGUGGUCGGGGCCACCCGCUUGUCUCGGCUGGGCCCGGAGGUCCAAGUGCGCAAUAUUCGGCGGCUCCUGGUUCACCAGCACUAUAAUAACAUCUCACAGAGCAACGACAUUGCGUUGCUGGAACUGAACCACCCCGUCCAGUGCAGCUACUACACACAGCUCGCCUGUGUGCCCGACGCCUCGCUGAGAGUGUCGGAGCUGACGACCUGCUACGUCAGUGGUUGGGGUGCCACGGCUGCAAGAUGUGAGUUCCCCAAAAGCGCUCGUGUCCCGAGGGCAAGCUUGGCUCACUGGGGAGACGGGUUGGGCUUCCUGAGAGCAGAGGGGAAAGCCAGAGUCGGGCCGUGGGGACAUUCGCCUACGGAGAGAGGGGCCCAACCCAUUACCCAACGCAAGACCAAAGGGCAACAGCUGUACAAGGCCUUCAGGACGCAAAGCCAAGAACCCGGGCAAGGGGUUCACCAGACGGGGUGGGGGGGAGGGGAGAACGGGCAAAGAGCUGCUGGGUGGCGGCAUCGACACCUGCCAGGUAGGAGCGUGCCACAAGCCCAGCCCCAGCAGCACAGGCAGCCCUGGCACAGCCGCCCAAACACACCCCGGGGCGGGCUCUGCCCGCCAAGUCGCCCUCCCGCUGCUGGCUCCCCACCCCUGCUGGGGCUCACCUCCCCUUCCCCAUCUGCGGGUCCUUGCCCCGCGCACGCCUUGUCCCAGAGGCCGGGGACUCUGCCCAGGAAGCCCAUCCGUGCUCUUGGCAGCCACGGCUCCCGAUCCCAAUCCCACAACGUCGCUCUUUCACACGUCCAGCAGCCAGCCCUAGUGCUGACGGUGGCCACCCAACACACCUCAGGCCUCUCUCCUCCGCUGCAGGGUGACAGCGGUGGUCCUCUGGUGUGCAAAGACAAGAGUGCGGAAUACUUCUGGCUUGUCGGCCUGACCAGCUGGGGGAGAGGCUGCGCAAGAGCCAGGCAGCCCGGCAUCUACACCUCCACGCAGCACUUCUACAACUGGAUCCUGGUCCAGAUGGGACUGCGCCCGGCAGUAAGGGCGACUCCAGCAUCACGGGACUGGAGUCAUUUUCUCACCACCUCCACCCCCUAUCAGAGGCCAAAGACAACACCAACACAAUCGGGCAGGUUUGGAUCCUGCCCGUUUCCACGACAGAAGCUGGUGGAAUUCUUUAAUCUGCUGCAGGAGCUCCUGCGGCUCCUAAGAGGGGAAAAGGCUUGAGCAGCAGGACGCACAGGACCCAGCGCAGGCUGCAGCGUUCCACCGCGUCUCCUUCUGGGGCAACACCUGCCGAUCCAAAGGCAGCCUCAGUGCCAAAGGCCUGCUCAGUCCUGCCCACGCUCCUCCGAGUGUACGCGGGUGCGGAUGAUGACGGUUGUUGAAAUAAAGUUGCCGAUUUUCUCAGCUAACCGUGCCUCGCUCCAAUUCAGUCUCCUGUGCAAGGGAAGGACUUCCCUGUCCAGCACCUGCGGAGUGGGGCUGCAGGCACACCGUGGGGCACAAAGGGCAAGAGUCACUCCCGAGGGCUGGCGAUGUGCCUGGUCACAGAGGAGGGUGAGGGGGCAGUGGAAGAAGGGAACACAGGUCGUGGGGGGCUAGAGGUCUUGGGGACAGCAGUUGGGAACGCAAAGUGGCUUAGGCCGGCUUCUGGUGGGAUCCCCGCGUGUGUGUCUGUGUGUGUGUGCAAUGCACCAGUGAAAUUGAAACUGGACUCUCUUGUGACCCAGGAGACACGGAACUAGGAAGACCCGAGGUUU